CACCGUGCCGUUGUUCUUCAUGAUAAUGUGUAUGUACCUUCUGCCACUUAUCGCAUCUGGCCCCAACACCAAAGAAUUUUAUAAGAAGUUUUACUCUGAGGUUCGGAAGCACUGGUGGGAUCUGCUUAUUCAGGCACGAAAUUGGAGAGGAGACUCUGAAGCGUCCACCAUGUUGCACUUGUGGUACCUUUCUGCUGAUUACCAGCUGUUUUUAGUGGCUGUCAUCGUGAUUCAGACGUGCAGGACGCGAAAUCGGCUGGCUGCGUCCAUCUUCGUCAUUCUCUCACUCGCCUCCUGCGCCAUAGCAGCGUGGCAAAUAUACGGCACUAACAUGACACCAUUCAUGGUCCUGGUGCAAGGGUCGUACAGCACCGUCGUAGAGACGAUGAACCACUACUACAUGCUUCCGUUCUACCACGGGGUGUGCUUCUUCUCUGGCUGCAUCACGUUCCUCGCCGUAGAGAAAUACGGCAAGGCCAGCAUUUCCAAGGUGAUCCAGGUUUCUCUGUGGUGUGUGUGUCUCUUCAGCGGCCUGUAUUGCCUGUUCAUGAAGAUUGAAUGGUACAGCAAAAGUGAACAAACCAGCGAGAUGAGGAGGAUGGUCCACGCUUUCACCGAUCGCAUCCUCUGGUCUGUGUGCAUCGCCUGCGUCGCCUUCACCUGCGCUACUGGCCGUGGAGGAAUCGUGAACCGCUUCCUGUCCUGGAACGGCUUCGUACCACUGAGCCAUCUGUCGUUCGGAGUGUACCUAAUUCACUACCCCGUGUUCCUCCUCACACACCACGUUGCCAGGGAACGCAUCUUCUAUUCCCAUUUCACUCUGGUGUCUCAAUGCUUUGCGGUCCUGGUUUGGAGCUACAUCCUGAGCUACUUCCUCUUCAUCGUGUGCGACGCGCCUACAGGUCACCUGGAAAAGCUUGUGUUCAUGAGAGAGCGGCGGACUAGCGUACUGCGCACAAAUGGCGUGGCAAACAGUGCAGUUGAAAAUGGCGCCAGCGACAACAGCACUAACCACCUCGCCGUCAGUAUCAUCGCUACCGGCACAAUCAAGAAGUUUCUGAGCGGGGCGCCUACCUCGAAGGGUGCCGCCGUAGCAGGCAGCGAAGCAAGCCGCGCCAUCAAGUGCAACAGGUUCUGACGGACGUGAAUCUACAGAGUCGACCAAGUGUGCCAAUUCUGUAGUGAACAUUUCGUUUGCCCUGAGCGACUCAUGGAUCACGAUGCGGCGGACCUCAUCAACGUCAAAG
Molecule: messenger RNA, 1247 nt
Organism: Rhipicephalus sanguineus (brown dog tick)
Lineage: Eukaryota; Metazoa; Arthropoda; Arachnida; Ixodida; Ixodidae
Product: nose resistant to fluoxetine protein 6
Exons: 7
Coding region: 20-1138 (372 amino acids)
Molecular function (GO): acyltransferase activity, transferring groups other than amino-acyl groups
Source: RefSeq, a predicted model, not a curated record